Meloidogyne enterolobii is the source of this 354-nucleotide messenger RNA. The record is from the annotation of a GenBank genome assembly. NCBI's taxonomy places the organism in Eukaryota, Metazoa, Nematoda, Chromadorea, Rhabditida, Meloidogynidae.
AUGAAGCAACCUACCCAUGGCAAUAAUUUUAAUUUAAAAUUAAUUUUUAGAAAAUUAAGGGGUGUAAAAGUAGAGAGAGUUGAGAUUAAGGAUGUCAGACUGCCAUAUCAACUUCAGAGAGCGAUGGCUACUGAAGCAGAAGCAACACGCGAAGCGCGCGCCAAAGUAAUAGCCGCGGAAGGAGAAGAAUUAUCUUCCAGAGCUUUGUACCAAGCCGCGGAACUAAUUUCUCAAUCUCCCUCAGCUAUUCAUUUGGCAAUGCUACAAACGUUGAAAGCAAUUAGUGCUGAGAAGAAUCAAACAAUUGUUUUGCCCAUUCCUGUCGAAAUUGUUAGAUGGAUUGGAAAAAUGUAA